This is a messenger RNA of Bathycoccus prasinos, 1407 nucleotides long. Its product is annotated as ABC1 family protein. Bases 1 to 1407 code for a protein of 468 amino acids. The record is from RefSeq and is a predicted model, not a curated record. The transcript is spliced from 3 exons. Lineage: Eukaryota; Viridiplantae; Chlorophyta; Mamiellophyceae; Mamiellales; Bathycoccaceae.
AUGGUCAAGGAACUAUCUGGAUUUUACAUUAAAGUGAGUCAAGUAUUUGCAACAAAACCAGACUUACUACCGAAACAGUAUGUUGAUUCCUUAAAGUUCGUAUUUGAAGAUUGCCGCGAAACCCAAUAUCGAAAAGUACAAAAAUUAUUGAAAUAUCAGUUGGGCAUUACUCUACAAACCACGUUUACUGAAUUUACCAAGCGACCAAUAGCUUCUGCCACAAUCGCACAAGUCCAUUUGGCACAACUACGAGAAUCUAAUGAAAAAGUGGCUGUGAAAAUUCAGCAUCCAGGUAGCUCGGAUUUAAUGCUCAGUGAUAUCAAAAAUAUGUUGCAUGUAUCUAUAUUCAUGGAUACUGUAGGUUUUAAACCUCCUUUCGACCAUACAGGGAUUCUAAGAGAAUAUGCUCAACAGGUUCCGAAAGAAUUCGAUUUUAUCAGAGAAAAUGAUAUGCUGAAUUCUAUCGGUAAUUAUAUAUCUCGCGUAGACUGUAAUAUUGAGAUACCAAGAUCUCAACCAUGCUUGUGUUCUAGAAAGGUUUUGACCAUGGGCUUUAUCGUUGGAGACAGAUGCGAUACUAUAUUUGCAGCUGCCGAGCCAAUCUUAGAUCAACAAGAAAUAUCUUCUGAAUUCUGUAGGAGUUUAUUUUCUUCUUACGGAUAUCAACUGUUUGGUAUUGGCAUUUUUCAUAGCGAUCCGCAUCCGGGGAAUGUAUUUCUGACGAAAAGUGGUGCCUGUGCUUUGCUAGAUUUUGGUCAGAUGAAAGUUCUUCGUGACGAAACUCAACUGCUUUUUGCCAGAAUGAUUAUUGCUCUAAAAGGAGACUCUGCCGAGUGCGUCAAGUUAAUGAAACAAAUUGGACUCAAACUUGACAAAACUACCACGGAUAUAGAGAUGAUUAUUGCCUAUUUACUUUUCGAUACUCGCAUGGAUAUUAGGGAAGCAAAAAUAUCUCCUCUUUCCUCAGAGCUACCACAAGAACUUCGUGUUGUCUCUCUUUCUGAAAUUGACUCUGACAUUUUCAUGAUAAUACGCAUUGUUUCAAUGUUUCGAGGUAUUCUAACAUCGCAGGGAGUUGAUGUGCACGCAAGAUCAAUCUGGUAUUCAUUUGCUCUCGCAGUUUUGUACCGAAACGGAGAGUAUUAUUUUCACUCAAGUCACGUUGACUUGUCACAGAAAGCGAAUGUUCUUCGGGAGCAAAUGAAGGAUCUUUCAAAAUGGAUGCGAAGUCAUGAUCUACCACAUAAUCGAGAUGCUCUCUUACCGUUUGCUAUGGCUGGAAUCUUUACUACGUCUGAGUUACGUAGAGUAAUACUUUCAGAGAAAACAUGCAAUCUCCCUGCGAUCUUUCGGAACUUUUCUGAAUCUGAUAUGGAGCGGUGCUUAUUGGUGGUUGGCAACAUGUAG